This is a messenger RNA of Tremella mesenterica DSM 1558, 936 nucleotides long. RefSeq lists its product as uncharacterized. The coding region runs from base 1 to 936 and encodes 311 amino acids. The transcript is spliced from 3 exons. The record is from RefSeq and is a predicted model, not a curated record. Lineage: Eukaryota; Fungi; Basidiomycota; Tremellomycetes; Tremellales; Tremellaceae.
AUGACUGACACAUUUGUCGAUGAUCCUGAUAACAACACUGAAUCUUAUCAAUUUGUAUUCGAGGACCCGGGCUCUUGGCCAGAUCGUCGACACCUUUAUUCAGUGAGACCUCCGACUGUCAACGUGCGCAACGGCAUCAGCAGAUCUCAACAAGAACUCAUUCCAGGCCGAGUGAGUCAAGAAAGACGACCCAUCUCCAAUGACCAAGAACAACUUUCUUAUCAAUACGGAACGACAUCUCAUCGAAACCCAACAAGGCGGGUCGCUCAAUAUUCAGGCCAACCUAGCAAUGAGGAAUUACAAAGUCGGCUGGGUCGACCCACUAUAACGUUCGAAAACGAUACUGGGAUAGUAGCAAUGAGCGACCACCGUCGAAGAUGUGACUUACUCUGUGGUUUCUCUGAUAUUGUACCGGGGGAGCUAUACCUUCAUAGAGAGAGUGGAAAUCAUAGGACGACUCACCUACUUUGGUCAAGAGAUCCUGAAGAUGCUCAACUUGAAACCUGUACCUGCAAUGCAAGAUAUACCAUGACACCGGAAAAACAACUUGAAUUCAGUAGGAAAGAUAUACCUUUUUCAAACUCUUCCAUUGAAGUUUCCUACCAGGAAUCUACCAUACCACCAGACUUAUUAGAUAGAAUCUUUCAAACCGCUCAAGUCAUGUCAAACGUGGAGGUUCAUACUUUGGACAAUUAUGUUGGAUUUAUCCAUUCUCCUAGUACGGGAAACACAUGUUGUCGAUCCAAUUGUCGCUUUGGCGAGAUACGUCCAGGUGAAAUUAGUCUAUCAAGUAGAGAAGGGAAUUCACAUUUGUUUUGGUACGAUCAAGGACCGACUAUUACUGAUUUAGCAUUGAUCACUUGUCAUUCUGUUUUUAACCUUGUGGAGGUUAUAGAGAGGGGUUUGGUCAGAGGUAUACCCGAUUCAACUUAUUGA